Molecule: messenger RNA, 2330 nt
Organism: Nomascus leucogenys (northern white-cheeked gibbon)
Lineage: Eukaryota; Metazoa; Chordata; Mammalia; Primates; Hylobatidae
Gene: FASTK
Product: Fas activated serine/threonine kinase
Biological process (GO): mitochondrial RNA processing; regulation of mitochondrial mRNA stability
Cellular component (GO): mitochondrial matrix; ribonucleoprotein granule
Molecular function (GO): RNA binding
Source: RefSeq, a predicted model, not a curated record
UGCCGGGAGCCACGUCUCCGAGGGCCGAUAGUUGCUUCGGGAUUGGCGUCCGGGCGGCUAUCUAGGGGCUGCUGGGAAGAUGGCGGACUCGGUGGCCAGCCGAUGAGGAGGCCGCGGGGGGAACCUGGCCCCCGGGCCCCGAGACCGACUGAGGGAGCGACCUGCGCAGGGCCCGGGGAGUCAUGUAGGGGUGGCGCCUGCGGGGAGGGCUGCGGGAGGGCAGCGGGAGCUGGUGUUAGCGGCAGCGGCCACGGUCUCCUGGCGUCCCUGGGCCGGGGUGGGUGUGGGGGCCCCCGACUUCGCCGACUCCGCGCCAUCGCAAAGCGGUGCACUCGGGCUCCACGCGCGCCCUGCGAGGUGGGCGCUGCGUUUUCAUUUCACGGGUGAGGAGACUUAGAGAGACGAAGCCACUUGUCCAAGGUCACGCCGCUGGUGAGUGGGAGCGCCCAGCAUGGAACCCAGCACCGUCCAGCCGCGGAACCCGCGUUCCACCCUCUGCCGCCGCCGCCUCCUGCGGGAGAGGGAGGUGGUCGGGAGAGUGCACGCCGGUGCCGCCUGGGGUCCAGACUGGGCGCGACCACUAACCCGGUUAAUGACCUCGGGCUUAACUUAACCCCUUCGCUGCUCUGGGCCUGCGUUUCUCCACCGGUGAAAUGAGGGUCUCCAUCACCCAACUCCAUGCUUCGAGUCCUGCUCUCUGCUCAGACCUCCCCUGCUCGGCUGUCUGGUCUGCUGCUGAUCCCUCCAGUACAGCCCUGCUGUUUGGGGCCCAGCAAAUGGGGGGACCGGCCUCUUGGAGGAGGCCCCAGUGCAGGUCCUGUGCAAGGACUGCAGCGGCUUCUGGAACAGGCGAAGAGCCCCGGGGAGCUGCUGCGCUGGCUGGGCCAGAACCCCACCAAGGUGCGCGCCCACCACUACUCGGUGGCGCUUCGUCGUCUGGGCCAGCUCUUGGGGUCUCGGCCACGGCCCCCUCCUGUGGAGCAGGCCACACUGCAGGACUUGAGUCAGCUCAUCAUCCGAAACUGUCCCUCCUUUGACAUUCACACCAUCCACGUGUGUCUGCACCUUGCAGUCUUACUUGGCUUUCCAUCUGAUGGUCGCCUGGUGUGUGCCCUGGAACAGGAGCGAAGGCUCCGCCUCCCUCCGAAGCCACCUCCCCCUUUGCAGCCCCUUCUCCGAGGUGGGCAAGGGUUGGAAGCUGCUCUAAGCUGCCCCCGUUUUCUGCGGUAUCCACGGCAGCAUCUGAUCAGCAGCCUGGCAGAGGCAAGGCCAGAGGAACUGACUCCCCACGUGAUGGUGCUCCUGGCCCAGCACCUGGCCCGGCACCGGUUGCGGGAGCCCCAGCUUCUGGAAGCCAUUGCCCACUUCCUGGUGGUUCAGGAAACCCAGCUCAGCAGCAAGGUGGUACAGAAGUUGGUCCUGCCCUUUGGGCGGCUGAACUACCUGCCCCUGGAACAGCAGUUUAUGCCCUGCCUUGAGAGGAUCCUGGCUCGGGAAGCAGGGGUGGCACCCCUGGCUACAGUCAACAUCUUGAUGUCACUGUGCCAACUGCGGUGCCUGCCCUUCAGAGCCCUGCACUUUGUUUUUUCCCCUGGCUUCAUCAACUACAUCAGUGGCACCCCUCAUGCUCUGAUUGUGCGUCGCUACCUCUCCCUGCUGGACACGGCCGUGGAGCUGGAGCUCCCAGGAUACCGGGGUCCCCGCCUUCCCCGAAGGCAGCAAGUGCCCAUCUUUCCCCAGCCUCUCAUCACCGACCGUGCCCGCUGCAAGUACAGUCACAAGGACAUAGUAGCUGAGGGGUUGCGCCAGCUGCUGGGGGAGGAGAAAUACCGCCAGGACCUGACUGUGCCUCCAGGCUACUGCACAGACUUCCUGCUGUGCGUCAGCAGCUCUGGUGCUGUGCUUCCCGUGAGGACCCAGGACCCCUUUCUGCCAUACCCACCAAGGUCCUGCCCACAGGGCCAGGCUGCCUCUAGCCCCACUACUCGAGACCCUGCCCAGAGGGUGGUGCUGGUGUUGCGGGAACGCUGGCAUUUCUGCCGGGACGGCAGGGUGCUGCUGGGCUCGAGGGCCCUGAGGGAGCGGCACCUAGGCCUGAUGGGCUACCAGCUCCUGCCGCUACCCUUCGAGGAACUGGAGUCCCAGAGAGGCCUGCCCCAGCUCAAGAGCUACCUGAGGCAGAAGCUCCAGGGCCUGGGCCUGCGCUGGGGGCCCGAAGGGGGCUGAGGGGAUGAUGUGGGGUUCAGGAUGGCCCCCCCAUGGGGGGUGGAUGAUUUGCACUUUGGUUCCCUAUGUUUUGAUUUCUCAUUAAAGUUCCUUUCCUUCCCCGU